Molecule: messenger RNA, 3128 nt
Organism: Drosophila willistoni
Lineage: Eukaryota; Metazoa; Arthropoda; Insecta; Diptera; Drosophilidae
Gene: lost
Product: methenyltetrahydrofolate synthase domain-containing protein
Exons: 6
Coding region: 177-1862 (561 amino acids)
Cellular component (GO): cytoplasm
Source: RefSeq, a predicted model, not a curated record
GAUAAUUUCAACGUGGUUUUGUUGGAAGCGCCGGAGAAGUUAGACGUUGCUGUGUAAAUUGUGUAAAUUGAGUGAAAGAAAAAGAGCAGAAAUUGUUGAAGAAAAAAAAAGAAAAGUAGCAGAAGAAACGAGAACGGAAAACAGUUUAAACACACAUUUUAUAUAAACGAAAUACAAUGGAAAAUCAAAGCAACGCAGCUCCCGCUGCCGCCGCUACUGAGAAUGGCGCUAACGCAGCGCAGGAGGUAUCAUCGACAACUCAGCCCUUGGAGCCUACAAAGCGCUCAUUGCGCGUCCAAACCUGGAAGAAAAUCCAGGAGGGCAGGGUUGGAAUCGGCUCUAACAGCAUAUUCAAUCGAAUUCCUGCGUUCGUGGAUGCCGAUAAGGCCGCUGCAUUGCUCAUUCAGCAGGAGGAGUUCAAGAAAGCACACCACAUUAAAGUGAACAUCGAUCGGGCUUUGCACGACUUUAAGGAACAGGCUCUGCUGGCUAACAAGACUGUCUACUUGCCCAGCACACGUGACUCGUCGGCACUCUGUUUUAAGGUUGAAGUGCCAGGGGAUGCCCCCGAUGAGCAAAAAAAGGUGGCCCUGCGUGUCCAGGAAUUACAAAAGUACCGCACGGAAAUUGGACUUGACAGUAACCUGAAACUUGAUUUGGUAGUUAUCGGUUCGGUAGUGGUGUCGCGCGAUGGCUAUCGCAUUGGCCGCGGUAAUGGAUUUGCCGAUCUGGACAUAGGUCUCCUGAUUGAAUUGGGCGCCAUUACACCAGAAACAGUCAUUGCCACAAUUGUGCAUGAUUUGCAGGUGGUGGACACGUUGCCUGUAAACCUGUUUCAGAAAUACGAUACACCGGUGGAUUUAAUUAUAACGCCCACCGAAGUGAUACGCGUGGCCAAACACCUGCCCCGUCCCGCCGGUGUCUUCUGGGAAGUGUUGUCCGAGCGUCGCCUUAAGAUUUUGCCCGUGUUGCAACAGCUUAAGGAGCGAGAAGAGAAGUCGGGCAAGGCCAUAGCCCUGAAGGAGGAAGAUACCGAUGUCGAGCAGCAUCAAAACAAUAGGCGUCGUCGUGGACCGAUGCGUCGUCGCUUCCAACGAGGAAACCCAGGACGCACCACCUCUCAGACUGAUAACGAACAGCAAGUCGGUGGACAGGAUAACGCACAGAAGCGUGCUCCCCGUCGUAAAGGUCGUUAUAUUAAUCGUCGCAGACGCCCAACUAGGUCUGAGGGCGAUCAAUCCGGUGUUGAGGGUGGUGCAAAGAGUGAGGAUCGUAAACAAAAUGAGGCCGGAGGUGGCGAGCGUCGUCAAAAGAAGAAGAACCGCGCUCCUCGUGACUUUUGUAUCAAAUUGACAAACCUGACGCGCGACAUUCGCGUCAAAGAUUUGAAAACGGAAUUGCGCAAACGCGAAUGCAAUCCCAUGUCAAUCACGUGGAAAGGUCAUUUUGGUAAAUGCUUCUUGCACUUCGGAAAUCGCAAUGGCACUCCCAGCACCCAGGAUGAUAUUGACAAGGUGCUAAAGUCACUGAACGAUCUCUCUCUGACGAUUACCACUGGUGGAGGCAGUGGUGCCAGUGCAGAAUCUACUGCUGCCGACGGCGGCGAUGCUGCUGCUGUGACAACUGAGCCGGUCGAGACCGCAACACCAGUGCAGACAAAAACCAUUAAUGUCAAUGUAGAGCUGAUCAAGUUUGGAGCUAAAAAGGGCACCAAUGCAGCUGGUGGUAAUGCUGGCGCUGGAGAAGACGGUAAUGCUGGUGAUGGCGGAGCCCUCAAUGGCGAAGAUCAAACAGCUGCUGGCAAUGGCGCAGAUGACACGGGCGCUGCACGCAUCGAGUCGGUGGACACCACCACUGUAUAGUACGACCAAGAGCUUGGUGCAGCCAACAAAAUGUUUAGGCGGAUGUCCGCCAGCAGUAGCAUCGCGUUUGGAGUUCAACGAAAACGAGUAUCAUUUUGUUUCGAGAGAAUCGAAAAGUAACACAGACACUAAACAAUCAACAAUAGCAGUGAACUCCAAGCGACACCAGAAACAACAACACACACACUUCAUCUCACUUCACACACACACAAAAACAACUCACAGCCAUUAACAACACUCAAGCACAGUCUCCAGAUAUCAUUAUUUGCCGCUUAAAGUUUCUUCUUUUCCUUUAUUCUUCUUCUAACAACGACAUUCAACAUCUAUAGAGAAGAGCAACAGAGAAGCGAAAUACUUCUAACGACAAACACUCUGACACACAAAAUCACUGACGCUUUUUCUUAACAAUUGCAUUUGUUUUUGCUUAAAAAGAAAACAAAAUCUAAAAACAAAAAAAAAAACAAAAUUCGUGCAACAAAUGAGUUUUACACCCAAGCUAUACAACAAUUUUGGUGUUCCAUAUCUCCAAUGUGGUAAAACAUCCAAAACACACAAUUUCAGCCCCAAAUAGUAAUAACCCUUCACUAACUUGUUCUUUUACUUGGGCCAACUCAUGUUUUGCAGUUUUCAUUCAAAUUCUCUUUCAUAUAAAUUUAACUUUAUGCCCUCUCUGGACUCAAGAGCUUGCUAUUGGCCGAUCGUCCGGCCACUCCUCAUUUAGGCAGUUGAGCUGCUUUUUCUUGGGGAGCAAUGGCACGAUUUGGAUCGGUAGCAAUAAUUGGGUGUACGUUAAGAGCUAUUCGUAAAAUAUAUAGAAUAACCAUAAAACAAAACGAAAAAUUAAAAAAAAAAAUAUAUAAAAUCAAAAUACAAAAAAAACAAACGUGAAUUCAACAACAAUGAAUUAACAAACUAUUAACAUGUUGCAUUUCCGUUGAAAGAAAGAAAAACGAAACAAAAAAAAACAAAAAAAAAAAAAAACAAUAAUAGAAAAGAAGAGUCAAAAUUAUUAUUGUAAAUUUGGUUAGUGUUUACCAUACAUUAUUACACCACAAACACCAAUAACCAUAACUUAUAUAUAUAAAUAGAUAUAUAUAUGUUUUUAAAAAGAAAUGGAUCAACAAAGGCGUGAAAAACAAACAAUGAUACAAUACAAGAUUACAAUUAUUUACUCUUUUUUAUACAAAGAAAAGCAUUACAAGCAAACAAACAAAUGUGAAACAUGAUUGAAAUAUAACUUGAAAUAAAAACUUCAAAAAAAUCGAA